AAACCGUCCAAUAGAAAACUCAGAUCAGCAACGACAACAAGACAUCGCUUUGGUUUUCUCUCAAUGGCGAAUCCCAAAUCUCACCUCUUCUCUCUCUCCUUCUUCUCACUUCUUCUUCUUCAUUUCCCCGCCGUUUCCUUGGGCCAGACGCUCUUCGUCUUUGGCGAUAGUCUUUACGACGCCGGCAACAAACAGUUCGUCUCUUCGAAUCGUGUCGACUCUAGAUUUCCUCCGUAUGGAGUUACUGUAGGAGAGGCUACGGGACGGUGGUCCGAUGGUCGUAUCAUUCCCGACUAUCUCGCUACUUUCAUGGGUAUUCCUGAAAUCCCUCCGAUUCUCCGAGGCACGGCGGAUUUCACUCAUGGAGCUAACUUUGCCAUCGCGGACGCCACCGUUCUCGGCUCCCCUCCGGAGACGUUGACUCUGUCACAACAAGUGAUGAAGUUCUCUGACAACAAGAACAAAUGGACAGCUCAAACACGUUCCGAAGCUAUCUACUUGUUCUACAUUGGCUCUGAUGAUUACUUGAACUAUGCAAAGAACAACCCGAAUCCUUCUGAUGAUCAGAAAGAAGCUUUUGUGGAUCGAGUCAUCACUUCUGUAGAAGCAGAACUAAAGGUGAUUUACGGGUAUGGAGGCAGGAAGUUUGCGUUACAGAGCUUGGCACCGCUGGGUUGCUUACCGGCCGUCAAACAAGCAAGCGGUAAUGUUCAGGAAUGCGUGAGAUUGCCUUCGGAGAUGGCGGCUUUGCAUAACAAGAAGCUGAUGCAGCUCUUGGUUGAACUUUCUCGACAACUCAGUGGUUUCCAGUACUCUUUUUAUGACUUCUUCAGCUCCAUCCAGAACAGAGUUAUCAAGUCUACGACUUACACAUUCGAGACGGGAAUGGUUGCUUGUUGUGGAACUGGAAGCAGUUGCUCUACGAACAAUGUAUGCGCUAACCCUGAAGACUAUCUCUUCUUCGACGGUAAGCAUUUGACACAAGAAGGGAACCUUCAGGCUGGACAUUUGAUUUGGGGAUCAGAUCCGGAAGUGAUUGGACCGAACAAUCUCAGGGAGCUUCUUUUCAUUCCUUUGGACACUGAAGUCAUCUUAGCUGAUAUACAGGAAGCUAGAGAUUCCACGAGGAGGCCGAGACAGAUCAAGAUUGAGAGUCUACAUUAUCAAGAAGUUGGAAUCAGUGAUGGAGAACCAAUGGCUUUAUCAAGUUGAUAAAGCUAGCUCCUUUCUGAUCGAAGAUUGUGUUGCAAUAUUUGGUCAAAGCCAGAAAGAUGGAGUUUAAGGAGUUAUUGUAAUAAUAAGCAAAACAAGAAAAAUGAGACUAUCUUUUUCUUUUGUUUUGUGAUAAAACAGUGAUGUGGGUACAGAUUGUGUUGCAAUAUGUGGUAAAAAAACCAAACAUUAUUAUA
Raphanus sativus (radish) is the source of this 1409-nucleotide messenger RNA. Its product is annotated as inactive GDSL esterase/lipase-like protein 25. NCBI's taxonomy places the organism in Eukaryota, Viridiplantae, Streptophyta, Magnoliopsida, Brassicales, Brassicaceae. Gene Ontology annotation, biological process: endoplasmic reticulum organization; lipid metabolic process. The record is from RefSeq and is a predicted model, not a curated record. Gene Ontology annotation, molecular function: lipase activity. The transcript has 5 exons. The annotation marks the transcript as partial.